Messenger RNA from Acanthosepion pharaonis, 1209 nucleotides. The record is from the annotation of a GenBank genome assembly. Lineage: Eukaryota; Metazoa; Mollusca; Cephalopoda; Sepiida; Sepiidae.
AUGGGUUAUUUAAUGCCGACAAAAUUUUUAUCGUCGGUAAUAUUUUAUCUAUCUAUCUAUCUAUCUAUCUAUCUAUCUAUCUAUCUCAGUCUAUUAAUAUUAUCUAUCUAUCUCACUAUUGAAGUCUGGACGUGGUCCAGUGCUAAUGAAAUGACCACUUGGGUCCUACACUACCGUGUCAAUUCCGUCACUCAGGCAUGUCUUUUUCUUUCUUUCUUUCUUUCUUUCUUUCUUUAUUCUCCCUUGUUUCUUUUUCUUUCUUUCUUUGUCUCUUUUCUUUCUACCUUUCUUUCUUUCUGCCACCAUUUUUUUUCUUUCAUUUAUUUCUCUCUUCCUUACUUUAAUAUUCCUUCUGUCCUUCAUUCUUUCUUUUCCUUUUUCUCUCUUUUUUCUUUUUCUUUUUUCCUUUUAUUUUCUUUUUUCUUUUUCUUUCUUUGUUUCUUUCUUUGUUUCUUUCUUAUCUUUCUAUCUUUCUUUCUUCCACCAUUUUUCUUCUUUCGUUUCUUUCUCUCUUUCUUUCAUUCUUACUUUCAUAUUCCUUAUUUCUUUCAUUCUUUUUUUCCUUUUUCUCUCUUUUUUCUUUUUCUUUCUUUGUUUCUUUCUUUAAUUCUUUCUUUUCUUUCUUUCUUUCUUCCACCAUUUUUCUUCUUUCGUUUCCUCAUUCUUUCUUUUCUUUUUUAUCUCUUGAGUCUCUUUCUUUCUUUCUUUCUUUCUUUCUUUCUUUCUUUUCUUUAUUCUCUCUUUUUUUAUUUUCCUUUCUUUGUUUCUUUGUUUCUUUUCCUUUUUUUCUUUGUCACAUUUCUUUCUAUCUUUUUUUUGUUUAUUUUCUUUCUCUCUUCGAUUUCUUUCUUCCACCAUUUUUUCUUCUUCCAUUUAUUUCUCUCUUUCAUACUUCCAGAUUGCUUUUUCUUUCACUUCUUCUUUUUUUUUUUCUCUCUUGAGUCUUUUUUCUUUCUUUUUUCUUUCUUUGUCUCUUUUCUUCUCUUUCUUUUUUCCACCAUUUUUCUUUCAAUUGUUUCUCUCUUUCAUACUUUCAUGUUCCUUUUUCUUUCGCUCUUUAUUUUCUUUUUCUUUCUUUCUUUCUUUUUCUCUUUAUGUCUUUCUUGCUUCAACUGCGUAUUUUCUUUCUUUCUCGUUAAGUUUUCCAACUUUUCAGUUGUGCAUUUCUCUUUCUUCAUUAAUUUCUCGAUUUCAAACGAUAUUUUUUAG